UCCAGCAUUCCCCAGCCCGCUCCUCACCUCCCCACCGAGGCCUUGGCUCCGGCUGGCGCUGCCCGGCCGUGCCCUGCGCCGGGUGCUCUGUGAAUUCAUCACUUGUGUUCUGGGUUUUGGCAGCUCUGAAGGAGCCCAGACCUUCCCCUGCGAGGAGCCGAUGCCAUGGAAGGGGAUCAGCCCCCUCUGACCGCAGAAGAGCUGACAACCCCCUUCCUGAAGAAGGCUCACUCUCCACCUCUCCAUGAGGACGCCAACACCGUGGUCAUCGCAGUUGUCAUCACGUUGGUGUUCCUCACCCUGCUGACGGUCCUGGUGGUGAUCAUCAUCUACCUGUACAGAAACAAAGGCAGCUACCUCACCUACGAGCAGCCGGCAGCAGAGACCGACGUGGCGGUGCAGAUGGAGGAUGCUCCAGCCAAAGAGAAAGAAGAGUAUUUCAUCUAAGGCACGGCUCCAGCGCACACCUCUCGUGCUCUCGGGGCCGAACUUCCUGGAGUUGGGGAUUUCCAAGCUGCUUUUGAAUUCUUUGCCUUAAUUUAUUAAGCCAAGCAUGGAAGGAAAC
This is a messenger RNA of Pezoporus flaviventris, 565 nucleotides long. RefSeq names its product small cell adhesion glycoprotein (gene SMAGP). The coding region runs from base 166 to 447 and encodes 93 amino acids. NCBI's taxonomy places the organism in Eukaryota, Metazoa, Chordata, Aves, Psittaciformes, Psittacidae. The transcript is spliced from 3 exons. The record is from RefSeq and is a predicted model, not a curated record.